Messenger RNA from Cuscuta epithymum, 1384 nucleotides. Lineage: Eukaryota; Viridiplantae; Streptophyta; Magnoliopsida; Solanales; Convolvulaceae. The record is from the annotation of a GenBank genome assembly.
UUUUUUGGUCCAAUGGAAAGAGAAGGGCAUCAAAUCACCAACAAUUUUUCGAAAAAGAAACAACUAGUACUAACCUUGCUCUUUACAACCAGUGUUUACUUUUUACCGGGAACUUCUUGAGAGCUGAGAGGGUGGAUCUUACGAUCUACUACGUAAUAUAUCAGGAGUCAAACUUUUUGGAGAAAGACAAAGAUGGCGGAAGAUUUGGUAUUGGACACUGCAAUCAGAGAUUGGGUGCUUAUACCGUUAUCGGUAGUUAUGGUGCUCAUCGGAGUCCUCAGAUACUUCGUAUCGAAGCUCAUGCAGUCAUCUUCUUCCCAGUCACCUGAUGCUAAAAUCGUCAAAGAAGGGCAGGCGAUAAUAAGGGCUAGGAAUUUGAGGGCAAAUGCCAAUUUUCUUCCUGCCAAGUCUUUUAGAGCGAGGCGAUUUUAUUAUAGCAAUGAGGAAAAUGGGUUACUUGUUGUUCCUAAAGGACAAGCUCAGAAUCCACAAGCGCAAAUGCUUUCUGAUCCUAACAUGGCUAUGGAUAUGAUGAAGAAAAAUCUGUCAAUGAUUAUACCUCAGACCCUUACUUUCGCAUGGGUGAACUUCUUCUUCUCAGGGUUUGUAGCAGCAAAAAUACCAUUUCCAUUAACUCAAAGGUUCAGGUCAAUGUUGCAAAAUGGGAUUGACUUGAGUACAGUUGACGUAAGCUAUGUUAGCAGUCGAUCUUGGUACUUCCUCAACCUUUUUGGGCUGAGAGGCCUAUUUAGUCUCAUUCUGGGAGAGGAAAAUGCUACAGAUGAUACCCAACGCAUGAUGCAAAUGAGUGGAUUUGGUUUUGACCCAUCAAAGAGUUUGGGUGCAGAGAAGGACAAUUUAGACAUAUUGCAGCAUGAAUGGGCAUUGCCUAAAUUCGAGCAACGAGCGGAAGCUGUUUUGAGGUCAUUGCUCAACUGAUUUUUCAUACAUACAUUGAGUUCGAUACACUUAUGCUUCAUCCGUAGGAGUCGUUUGGGUUGGCUCCCUCCCCCCUUGAAUCUACCUCGGCUGCUCACAAUGGUUGAGAUCUAUUGGAAGGAAAAUUAACAGCGGCUUCAUGGAAUGGGCAUCUGAAGCUUCCUUAGUUUCUUGAAGUAGUGAACUUGAUCAUUUUAGCGGAAUCAAAUUCUUUAUUUUUAUUUGUCUUAAGAUCUGAUAUGCUGCUGCAUUUAUUUAGGUACAUAUUUUAUACUAUCGUAUUUUGGUAUGAAUCAAUUCAGUGCAUCUCAACCUCCAUGCUGAGCUUAAUAGCCCAUUUGAUAGGGAUAAAUGGAUAAGCGUUACCGAAAUGACUGGUUAGAUUGUGAAGCCAUGAUCAACAUGUUGUUAUGUUCCUUUAUAGUCGUGAAUCUUUGUUUUAUUA